AUGUCGACUUUCCUAUCACCAGGACUCAGUCUGGACCGUGACUCAGCAUCGGGUAUACGUACCUUGCCCGAACUCGUCGAAUUCCACGUCAAACACAACCCCCAGCACAGAUUCUGCAUCCAAGCAGAGAAGCCUUUAAUCGAAAAUGGUGCAUAUCAAUUGACACCCGUAAGCUAUGAGCGCCUCCAGCAGGCCAUCCUUCGAUGUCAAGCAUGGCUGAGACACAACGCUCCAAACAUCCAUGCUUCUUUCUUGGACGAUCAUGGCAUUGUGAAGAGAUGCGCAUCUGUCGCUGUGCUCAUGGAGAGCCAUACUGGUCUCGCCGUUUUCAUCCUCACUCUGAUGGGCAUGGGCGUUCCGGUUGUCCUACUUUCGACACGCCUAAGCCCGGUCGCGAUCAGCCACCUCAUGCGAACAACUCGGGCUCAGCACGCGUUAGUGUCCCAACGUCUUCAGCCUCUUAUUGUCGAGGCACGCUCUAUCAGAAAUUCCGAGUUGGACAAAGAGUGCAGUCCCGAAGUCUACAUCGCGCCAGGGUAUGAGAUAUUCCUUGAUAAAGUUCCAGUCACCUACGAUGGAAAGAUAGCGCAUCCCAAUCACUUCAUCUCGGAAACACUUCUGGAGGAGUCCGGAGCCAAAGCUUUGUUGGCAGUACCAUCGAUCAUCGAGGAAAUCGCAUUGCUCCCAGGCGACCGAGGCGUUCGAAUUCUCCAAAACCUCGACUUUGUUGCUUUUGGUGGAGGCAUGCCCAAGGACUCUGUUGGGAAGAGGCUUCAAGUGGCAGGGGUGAGACUGAUCAAUCAUUACGGAGCAACAGAGACUGGCCCGUUAUCGCCUUUCUUUGUGCCCACGGAGUCUUAUGACUGGCACUAUAUCAAGCUUCGGCCUGACACCUUUGCGCCAUUGGAGGUCCAGCUGGACCCUGUUGAUGCUCAUGAUUGUACGUUCAAGAUGAGCAUGCGUCCUUUUGGGUGGACUGAGCGCUUUGAACUCCAGGAUGUUCUUGUUCGGAAACCAGGGUCACAUGAAGAAGACAUGGAGUUCUCAAUCCAGGGUCGCAAUGAUGACUUGAUAUGCCUUGCGACCGGAGAAAAGGUUCGUCCGACAAUCUUGGAGUCUCUCCUGCGUCAGCAUCACGGCGUCAAAGCGGCCACAGCAUUCGGAGAUGGCCGAUUUGAGCUUGGUGUCAUUGUGGAAACAAUCGAACCCCUUGAAGCCAGCCGCAUUGAAGCAUUCAAAGCGUCCAUUUGGCCACUCAUCGAAGAAGCUGGCCAUUCCAUGGAUGCACAUGCGAGGAUAUCGUCACAGGCAGCGGUCCUGGUUUUUCCUCCCGGUUUGCUGCCUAGAUCCGACAAGGGUACUAUACUUCGGCUAGAAGUGGCCAAGACGUUUUCGGAGGAGAUCGACCAAGUGUAUCGGGAGCUUGAGUCCAACGUGACAGCACCUCCACUCGACUAUUUGUCGCCAGAGACAACUAUCAGAAGCUUGAUAGAAGACAACAUCAAGCUAGGGUCGAACUUCAAUAGUUGGACUGAUGAGGACGAUCUCUUCGAGCUCGGCAUGGACAGUUUACAAGCCGUAAAGCUACGUAGAUUGCUCAUAGCAUCACUGAAGGCAACUAAUGCUGAUUCGAAUGAUGUUUUGAAGCCAGGAGAUAUCCUGGGAGACUUUGUUUAUCGGCACGCUUCCGUUGCCAAGCUCGUUGAAGCAAUGACUUCCAAUCGUACCGUGGUAAACGAUGCUUCUGACCCUCGUUGGUUGGAAGAGCUUGUUGAAGAAUACUGCGUAAGGGACAGCGUACGACUGCAAAAGGCAACAGUUGCCAUAACAGGAGCCACAGGCAGUUUGGGAUCGCACUUCCUGAACGUUUUGCUACAUGAUCCCUCUGUAGAUCGUGUCAUAUCUGUGAGCGAUGAACUUUUUACCAAGGUUGAGGUCCUCGAGAUCAGCUCAGCCACUGAGAAUCUCGGAUUGAGUGCUAUGCAAUACGAGUCACUUGCUCGCGAGAUUACUCACAUAGUGCACAUCGCCUGGCCGAUGAAUUUCAAGAUGACGCUUCCAUCUUUCAAUGGGACAUUCAGGACCUUACAGAACUUGAUUCAACUUGCAUGCGAUGCACAUUCUCAGGCUCCGCGAAAGAGACCGAAGGUGUUAUUCGUGUCUUCAAUUUCAACAGUGGGGAACUAUCCCGCCAUCAAAGCGGAACGCAUAGUCCCUGAGGUGGCUGUGGACGACCACUCCUGGACCCUGGGUGUGGGUUAUGCCAAAGCUAAACUCGUGUGCGAAAAGAUGAUUCAACGCGCAGCCAAGGAUCACCCGGAGAUUGAGGCUGGGUUGGUACGUUUCGGUCAAAUUGCCGGAUCCAGUACCGGUUAUUGGAAUUCUGAUGAGCACGUUGCUGCGUUGGUUGCGUCGUCUCUGACUGUCGGGAAGUUUCCUGACCUGCGAGGGGUAAAAGACCAAACCAAAACCAUGUUUCUGUCAGCUAGCUAA
Molecule: messenger RNA, 2493 nt
Organism: Parastagonospora nodorum SN15
Lineage: Eukaryota; Fungi; Ascomycota; Dothideomycetes; Pleosporales; Phaeosphaeriaceae
Exons: 3
Coding region: 1-2493 (830 amino acids)
Source: RefSeq, a predicted model, not a curated record